Messenger RNA from Schistosoma turkestanicum, 2020 nucleotides. The record is from the annotation of a GenBank genome assembly. Lineage: Eukaryota; Metazoa; Platyhelminthes; Trematoda; Strigeidida; Schistosomatidae.
CAGCCUCAAAAAAUUAACCAAUGGGAGACAAACUGCUAAAUCUGGCAAACUUACGAAGCUGGUAACGUUCCAUUCUUUCCUCCGGCGGGUGCUUGAACCUCUCAUCAUCUAGUCAAGUUUCGUGUUCAGAACAUCAACAGUAGCUGAUACAUUUUCCUAUAGUAUGGGUUUGUUAACAGUUGGAUCACCAUUAGACUGGCCUGAAACUAAGAAAUAUGCAUCGAUCAUUCGAGAACAAGGCAUAAAGCAGUUUUUGUUAUUGUAUCACAAACUCAAUUCACGAAUGAAACACACACUGAAGUGGGGUGAUGAGAUCGAGUACACACUGGUUCGCAUUGACCCUUCAACAUCUGCAGCUCAACUCUACCUUGGUGCUACGGAGUUAUUAGAGGUGAUGAAGGAAAAUAUUACCGAUAUCAGUGAGCAAAUAACUUGGCAACCCGAGUAUGCUGAAUAUAUGAUAGAAGGAGUACCUAGAAUUCCUUUUGGACGAUUAUUGGAUGCAUUCAACACUGUUGAGUGUAACAUGAAGAAAAGACGACUAGAUUUAUUGGCAAAUCUUCCUAAAGAUUGCAUUGCAUUGACAAUAUCUGCCUUUCCAAGAUUGGGUUGUGAUGAUUUUUGCUAUCCAGUUGCCAAACCAACUCCUGACAGUGGUGCUUCAAGAAGUUUAUUCUUUCCAGACGCUGCUAUUAAUCAAGGGCAUCCGCGUUUUAAAACACUAACCCGUAACAUUCGUGAACGCCGUGGAACUAAAGUUGCUAUAAAUGUUCCCAUUUAUCGAGAUACAUGUACACCCCAACCAUUUAUUGAAAAUUUUCCAAAUCAAAAUGAUCCCAGUUCAAUAUCUGCAGCUUUACCGAACCAUGUUUACUUAGAUGCUAUGGGUUUUGGAAUGGGUUGUAGUUGUUUGCAGAUCACUUUCCAGGCAUGUUGUAUUGACGAGGCCAGAAUCUUAUAUGAUCAACUAGCAACCAUAUGUCCAAUUGUUAUGGCUUUAAGUGCAGCAACUCCUGCUAUCCGUGGCUACUUAUUGGAUUGGGAUUGCCGUUGGGGUAUUAUAUCUGCAUCGGUUGAUGAUCGAACAGAAGAAGAACGAGGACUUAAGCCUCUGCACAACGACAAAUUUGUUAUUCCCAAGUCACGUUUUGCAUCAGUUUCUUUUUAUCUUUCUCCGUUGGGUGCUAAAUUCAAUGACAUUCCACUCGUUUAUGAUGAAGAUUAUUAUAAUACUUUAAUUGAAGGAGGUGUUGAUCAUACACUAGCAUUACAUGUAGCUCAUCUUUUCAUACGGGAUCCUAUCAGUGUGUUUUCUGAAAGCUUGAAUUGUCCAGAAAAUGAAGAAACAGUUGAACAUUUUGAAACUAUUCAGUCCACUAAUUGGCAAUCAAUGCGUUUUAAGCCUCCACCAUUGAAUUCAUCAAUAGGUUGGCGUGUUGAAUUUCGACCAACUGAAUUACAAUUAACAGAUUUUGAAAAUGCUGCUUUUGUUACUUUUAUUUUAUUACUAUCUAGAACAAUUUUAAAGUUUAAUUUGAAUUUAUUAAUUCCACUUUCAAAAGUUGAUGAAAACAUUGCAACAGCUUUAAAACGUGAUGCUGUUCUCAAUGAAAAAUUCUAUUUUAAACAAGGUCAUUUAAUAACUACAGAUGGAACUCCAGUGGAUUUAGCUAAUUCAUGUUCUAAAUUUAGAUACAAUCGUACUUAUUCUACAAAAUGUGAUCGUUCUGAUUCGAAUUGUACAAUUUCUUGUGAUGAACAAGAUACCAUUUUUAAUAAAUCAUUUGAAUACCAUGUAAAUGGAUCAUCAGCUUGUAAUUCAACAUCAUCAUUUGCUGAAGUCAAUCCAGAUGAUUCUUAUGUAUUAAUGUCAGUGAAUGAAAUUAUCAAUGGAAAUAGUACUUUUCCAGGUCUUCUCCCUUUAAUUCGACAUUAUGUUCGUGAAACUGGUGGACAUCUGGAAACUAUUGAUCUGAUUAAUAGUUAUUUGGAUUUAAUACAAAAAAGAGCAUCAGGUUAG